Molecule: messenger RNA, 1333 nt
Organism: Musca domestica (house fly)
Lineage: Eukaryota; Metazoa; Arthropoda; Insecta; Diptera; Muscidae
Gene: mRpS22
Product: small ribosomal subunit protein mS22
Exons: 1
Coding region: 107-1276 (389 amino acids)
Cellular component (GO): mitochondrial small ribosomal subunit
Molecular function (GO): structural constituent of ribosome
Source: RefSeq, a predicted model, not a curated record
ACAAUCGAUAUUUUCAGUAGGUGCAUGCUGGCUAGAAGUAAUUUGGAAAAUUUGUUACAAAACAUAGGAUAAUAUAGAAAAAUACGGAAAUAGUUUAACAUUAACAAUGCAUGCAAUCAAGCAAGUGCAUCUACUCGCCAACUUAAAAAAUGUUGUAUUUAAAACUUCAGUCAGAAAUGCCGCUAUCAAGGGUGUAACAUUGGAGUAUGAUAAAGAUCCCCAGCCAUUAUUUACCGAUCCGGAAACCCAAAAGUUACUUAAAUCGGUAACACAGCUACAGAUUGAAAAGGUGUUUCGAAAGGCUACAGUUCAAAAACUUUCCUCGGAAUACAAAUUCAUGACGACCGAAGAGUUGGAAGAUGAAUUUCAAAGAACAAUUGAAAGAGCAAAGGCAAAGCUUCAAAUGCCACCAGUGGUUAAAGUAAAGGAUGACACACAAAAAAUUAUUUCCGAAGACAAGGCCUUAAAAGGAUUCUCCGAUACGAAAUAUGUAAUAACCGAUAUUAGUUUUGGCAUUAAGCCAACUGAAAGAAAAGUUGUAGUACGUGAGACGGAUGGUACACUGCGUUAUGCACCCAUGGAUGUGGCGAAACGAAUGAAGCAGUUAUACGUGCCUUUGCCGGGACGAAAAAUUCGAACACCAAAGAUGUUUGAAGAUGAGCAUUUCCAACGUUGCUUGGACGAGCAUAAAUAUGAAUUCAUUUUGGAUCGCUUGGUUGUACAGUACGAACCCUAUGAAGCCGACUAUCACCGACUGUGCAGCAAGGUCUAUCAGCAUUUAAAUGAAACCAAAGAGUUCGAUAAAUUGCGUUCCACCCGCCAUUUUGGGCCCAUGGCAUUUUUCUAUACAUGGCACAAGUGCAUUGAUGAUCUUCUAUAUGAUAUGAUUCGACGAGAUUAUUUGCGCAAUGCUGCCGAAUUAAUUGCUCUGUAUUACAAAAUCCAUAACGUUUCUGAAAAUUAUGGUGAAUUGUUGCAGAAACUUGAUCAGUACACGUCAAUGGAGGACAGUGCAUUGAAGACAUUGAGGAAUCCCUUGAGGAAAGCGUUGGAUAAUGGAGACAUUCAUGAAGAAAUUGAGACAGCAAUUGGUAAAUCUUCCAAAGAUUUCGAAAUUGACGAAAUGUGUCUGGGUUUCAUUGAACAUUUUAUAAGCACACAUGCCCUGAAAAAGGUUCAGUUGGAAUUGGCUGUACAAACAUUGAAGGAAAUCAAUGCCGAAAAGAAACAAUUGUACGAAGGUUUGAGCAAAGCUCAUGGAGUUCAGAGUAAUUAACAGACUCAAAAAUAUAUGAUUAAAAUUGUUGAAAAUAAAAUGAUAAAAUAACGAAAA